Mixia osmundae IAM 14324 is the source of this 204-nucleotide messenger RNA. RefSeq lists its product as uncharacterized. The transcript has a single exon. Lineage: Eukaryota; Fungi; Basidiomycota; Mixiomycetes; Mixiales; Mixiaceae. Bases 1 to 204 code for a protein of 67 amino acids. The record is from RefSeq and is a predicted model, not a curated record.
AUGAUGCGUGAGAAGCGCCUGCUCACCGGACUUUCUUCGCCUCAGAUCACUCGCCAUCUCUCUGGGAGGUGCUUUCGAAGGAGCGCUAGCAUUUCAUGCACGGCCGACGCUCUUCGUAUGCAACAGCAGAGCAAGAACAAGACGCUGUCACAUGAAACACAUGAGGUCCCUCUUAUCCGCUCACUGCCUGCCAAAGGUCUUUGA